ACGGGAAACCGAACCCUCCACAGACCGAACCCCACGCGCACAGCAUAAAGCUAGGUCAGCUCAUCGCGCACGCGUCCAGGCUCCAACAGCGCGACGCAACCGACCCCACCGCCCCCUUUACGCGAAGCUUCACCGCGGAAUCUAAAACUCGCCGCUGAUCCGCGAGUCGUCCUCUUCGUCUUCGCUCGGCGAUCAAUCGAAGAGUGGGGAGGGAGAGAUGGCGGAGAAUCCGCAGCUGUUUGGGAACGGGAUGCCGGUGCCGUUCUACGGCGAGAUGUUCGUCCUCGCCCGGGACGGCGUCGAGUUCCACGUCGACAAGAUCCCGUCAGCUCCUGGCGGUCAUGUGAAAACAAAAGGCACAAUUUACCUGUCUAAUAUAAGGAUGGUGUUUGUUGCCAACAAGCCUGUUGGCAACUUCUUUGCUUUUGAUAUGCCACUGUUGUUUGUGCACGGUGAGAAGUUCAACCAGCCCAUAUUUCACUGCAACAACAUCUCUGGAUUCGUUGAACCAGUUGUUCCAGACAAUCAGAACAGGGCCCUGUACUCAACUCACACCUUCAAGAUCUUGUUCAAGGACGGCGGGUGUGGUACUUUUGUUCCUCUCUUCCUGAACCUGGUUGCAUCUGUGCGGCGCUACAACCAAUUUGAAGCCCAGUCUGCUGCUAACAUGGCACCGCGUGUGGACCCUCUGCAAGCUGCGCAGACUCCUGUUGAUGACAUGAUGCGUCAUGCGUACGUUGACCCAAAUGAUCCUACCAAGAUUUUCCUUCAGCAACCUGCGCCAGAAUCCCAGCUGAGGAGGAGAAACUACAGCGGCCCAGCUGAUGCGAAUUAGCGCUUGGUUGGAUUGGCAAAACUCAUGCUCAAUUAACUGUUGUGUCCAUUUGAGCAUCUCACCUACCCCUGCCGUUUAUCACAACUGACUUGCAUAUUUGGGUGUCCCCGUGUCUAGUGACCUUACAUCGUACAUAAUGUUGUGAGUUCUCUCAAUAAGUGAUGUACAUAAGCAGAGGCGUGUUCAAAUAUUAUUGCUGGAGUGAUAUAGUUGCUGCUUGGUCUAUUGGAUGUGGAUAUUGCUGAGGCAACAACUAUUGCUGAA
Messenger RNA from Sorghum bicolor (sorghum), 1099 nucleotides. RefSeq names its product UPF0664 stress-induced protein C29B12.11c. Bases 218 to 835 code for a protein of 205 amino acids. The transcript is spliced from 5 exons. Gene Ontology annotation, biological process: positive regulation of DNA-templated transcription. Gene Ontology annotation, cellular component: nucleus. The record is from RefSeq and is a predicted model, not a curated record. Gene Ontology annotation, molecular function: chromatin DNA binding; transcription coactivator activity. Lineage: Eukaryota; Viridiplantae; Streptophyta; Magnoliopsida; Poales; Poaceae.